This is a messenger RNA of Cylindrotheca closterium, 1686 nucleotides long. Lineage: Eukaryota; Bacillariophyta; Bacillariophyceae; Bacillariales; Bacillariaceae. The record is from the annotation of a GenBank genome assembly.
AUGCCCGUUCCAUCCACUGUCGAUACGUCCCCACCAGGAUACAUGAAAUCUCGGGGUGUCUUUUUCUUUCAGAGACGCUUUCAUUUUGACCUCAAAAGCGUUGGAGCCAGGCUUCAGUUCCAAGGUUGUUCCUUCUACUGUCGCGUGUGGGUGAACGGGCAGGAGGUUGGCGAUCACCGUGCCGGUGGGUACGUUGCUUUUACUCUAGACAUUCCACCACAAGCUUCUGUAGACAACGAGAUAUUUGUGCUGGUGGAUGAUCGCUUCAACAAGACAACGGCACCAACGCACACAGGUGGUGACUUUUUCCACUACGGGGGGAUCAUGAGAUCUGUCGAGUUACAUGCGCUUCCUCCACCUCGCGAAGGUACCUCGGGAUCAUCGCUAUCACUAUGGCCAUGGAGGUUGUAUGUGACACCAGAUUCACUUAAGAGUGUGAAUGUCACACUGCACGUAACAGAUAGGACAUAUGAGGGUCCUAUCGAUACACAACUUAGAGUAUCCUUCGACGAAGAACCAUUUGUGGAAUACCCGCCAAACUCAUUUUCUGCCGUUGAUGGUGUUGCUAGUCUGGGUAACAUGAAGGUCCCAAACCCAAGGGUAUGGUCGACAUUGGAUCCACAGCUACAUACAGUGACUAUCGAAAUGGAUGGAGCCGCGAUGGUGGAGAGGUUUGGCUUGCGUAUAUUUGAUAUUGACGAGGACAGCUUGCGUAUUCAAUUGAAUGGGGAAGUGAUAAAGUUCGUUGGAUGGAACCAUCACACACAGUGGCCUGAUACGGGAGGAUCUCCCACCGAACAGCAGAUGGACGACGACAUAUUGUUACUUAGACAUGGAGGAACAAAUUUUGUUCGUGGAGCUCACUACCCUCAAGAUCCGCGUUGGUUGGAUCGACUGGAUGAGAAUGGGAUGGUCAUGUGGUGCGAGACAUUGGGACCAGAUGUUUCGGUUGCAAACACAAUUGAUCCUUACUUUUUGAAGUAUCAGACACAGCAAAUGAACGAGAUGCUGGACAAUGCCAUGAAUCAUGCAUCAAUUGCCAUUUGGGCAUAUUUCAACGAAGGCCCAUCGGGCAACAACGCAUCUUGUCCAGCCUAUCAAAUGAAUGCAAACAUUAUUCGAUCUAGGGAUACCUCAAGAUUUGUUUCUUACGCUUCGGACAAGCAUCCGCCAAGCGAUGUGUGUUUUAAAGACGUCGUCGAUGUUAUGGCAGUGAAUGAUUAUCCUGGCUGGUACAACCCCGCAGCCCCCAAAGAGCGCUGGAGCAGCACUGCUAAAUACUACAACGAAGCUGGAAAGCCGAUGAUCAUUUCCGAAACGGGAGCUGGUGGAAUCUAUGAGUGGAGUAGUAACAGCACAGCUUCCAAGUGGACAUGCAAAUAUCAGACGCAAGUGCUCGUCGAAGACGUUGACAUAGCUAUUUCUGAUGCAAGGGUGUCUGGCAUAGCUUUAUGGCAUUUCUUUGACUUCAAAACGCGCGAUGGGGACGAGAACAAUACACAUUGUCAGUAUCUAUUAAACGUUUAUCCUCCGGUUUGUGAGUACAUCAACGUCACGAGCAACAGGCCCGGCGGAGCCAACCACAAAGGUGUCUUAGACUUUUGGAGAAGAAAGAAGCCAAGCUUUGAUGAGGUGGCGAGAAGAUACAAAGCAGCCUCGAAAUCAGUUCCUAUAUCUGUUGUUUAA